AUGCUUCACAGUAACAAUUUGAAUCCUACCUCCUAUUCGAGCCUUCCAAGCUCCAACAAUGGCAGAUCAAGAACAAAAUUCCCGCAGUGUUUGAGCAAAGCCUGGAUAAUCCCGUCCCUCCUCUCCUUCCUCAUCGCGAUCGCCUGCAUCUACACAAUCCUCUCCCCAAACCUCGACCAAAUCCUCCAGAUCUACAAUCGCACAACCGCCAGCGCCGCGGCGGAGGAAGAGAACUCCGAUUCCGAUUGCGACGUGUUCCACGGCCGCUGGAUCGAAGACGAGUCGUAUCCGCUGUACAACUCGACGAACUGCCCGUUCGCGGAGCGCGGAUUCAGAUGCGCCGGCCGGAAGGACACGGACUACACAAAGUGGCGGUGGAAGCCGAAGCAGUGCGAGAUCCCGCGGUUCGACGCCGGGGCGGCGCUGGAGCGGCUGCGGGGGAAGCGAGUGGUGUUCGUGGGGGACUCACUGAGCCGGACUCAGUGGGAAUCGUGGAUCUGCAUGCUGAUGAGAGGGGUGGAGGAGAAGGGGAGCGUCUACGAGGUGAACGGGAGCAACAUCACGAAGACGAUUCGGUAUUUGGGGGUCAGGUUUAGGGAUCACAACAUUAGCGUCGAUUUUUACAGGUCCGUGUUUCUGAUGAGGAAGAGUUAUCAGGUGCCUGCGGGUGCACCCAACAACGUCAGGAUGACCGUUAGAUUGGAUCAGAUGGAUGAUAUCAGUGGACGGUGGAUCGACGCCGAUGUGUUGGUUUUUAACUCCGGUAAUUGGUGGACCGAGAACCGCCUUUUUAACGAAAUGAGAUGCUUCUUCCAAAUAGGGGAUUCGUUGGAGCUUGGAAUGUCUGUGAUUGAUGGUUAUAAGAUGGCAAUCAAUACAUGGGCUGAUUGGGCUGAAGCCAAUAUCAACCCUAAUAGAACUGCAGUUUUCUUUCGCACCAUUGAAUCCACUCAUUGGAGGGGUCCAAACCAAUGUGAUGUGAGUGAGAGGCCAUUGUUGGAGACAAAGGGGAGGGACAAGAGUGAGAAAUCAGACAUAAUAAUGGAGAUUUUGAGGAAGAAGAUGAAGAGAGUUCCAGUUACAGUGAUGCAUCUCACUCCAAUGGGAUCUUACAGAUCCGAUGCGCACGUGGGCACGUGGGGGGACAAUCCAGCAAUCCAAGAUUGUGGCCAUUGGUGUCUCCCUGGCCUCCCAGAUGUUUGGAAUGAGCUUGUCUUCUCUUACUUUCUACCUAAAAUUCAAAUAUAA
Molecule: messenger RNA, 1248 nt
Organism: Momordica charantia (bitter melon)
Lineage: Eukaryota; Viridiplantae; Streptophyta; Magnoliopsida; Cucurbitales; Cucurbitaceae
Source: RefSeq, a predicted model, not a curated record